AAUCACUCAUCCAAUGACCUACACUAUCUAUAAAUACUAAGGAAAACAAGUCUAUAUCAUCCAUACCGAACACAUCAACAGAUUGCCACGUUAUAUGAAAAGUUUUUAAAUCAAUAUAUUGUAUAAAGAGGAUUCAACUAUGUCGGAGAAACAGCUGAUAACUUCAGCGGUGCAGAAGGCCACGAAUGUUACUUUCCAAGAAAACUUUGUGAGUCGUGAUAAGAGAGGUCAGGUCCUAGGACAAGGAAACCGUUUCUUGGGAUGCACAGUAUGGUUAACUGGACUCUCCGGAGCAGGAAAGACAACCCUAUCUUUUGCUCUGGAAAAUUAUUUGGUCAGUCAGGGAAUUCCAUCAUACAGUUUGGAUGGAGACAACGUAAGAACUGGUUUGAACAAGAAUCUUGGAUUCACACCAGAGGAUCGUGAAGAGAACAUCAGACGUAUUUCUGAAGUUGCAAAGUUAUUUGCUGAUGGUGGAAUAGUGUGUCUGACAUCAUUCAUCAGUCCAUAUGAAAGGGACAGGGAAAAGGCAAGAGAACUGCAUGAGAAAGCUGGACUUAAGUUUGUGGAAGUAUUUGUAGAUACCCCUCUAGAAGUUUGUGAAGAGAGAGAUGUCAAAGGACUGUAUAAGAAGGCCAGAGCUGGACAAAUUAAAGGGUUCACUGGUGUGGAUUCAGCCUAUGAACCUCCUUCUAAUCCUGAUGUUAGAGUAAAGGCUGGUGAAUUUAUUGUGGAUGAAUGUGUUAAUCAGAUUGUUCUACAUCUCAUGGAAUUGGGAGUAGUUCCCUCUACAGCAGUUAGGAGUGUGAAGGAGUUGUUUGUACAAGAGAACCAACUAGAAGCUGCCAAGGCAGAGGCUGAAGCUCUUCCAUGCAUAGAGAUCAAUAAGCUUGAUACUCAGUGGGUGCAAGUUUUAUCAGAAGGCUGGGCAACACCAUUGAGUGGUUUCAUGAGGGAGAGAGAGUAUUUACAGUGUCAGCACUUUGGAUGUUUGUUAGAUGGAGGUGUGACCAAUCAGUCUGUACCCAUUGUACUUCCUGUUUGUACUGAAGAUAAGGAGAGGCUGAAGGAUUGUACUGCCUUUACGUUAAAGUAUGAAGGGAGAAAUAUAGCCAUCCUGCGUGAUCCAGAAUUCUAUCCACAUAACAAGGAGGAGAGGUGUUGUAGACAGUUUGGGACUAGUAAUAAGGGCCAACCAUAUGUCAAGAUGAUAUAUGAAAGUGGUGACUGGUUGGUUGGUGGUGACUUGUCGGUGUUAAAACGGAUAACUUGGAACGAUGGUCUAGAUGAAUAUCGAUUAACACCAUUAGAACUAAGAGCAGAAUUUAGAAGAUUAGGGGCAGAUGCAGUGUUUGCAUUUCAGCUACGCAAUCCUAUACACAAUGGACAUGCUCUCUUAAUGGCAGAUACAAAGAGAAGACUUAUAGACAAAGGAUAUAAAAAACCAACCCUACUUCUACAUCCUCUAGGUGGUUGGACAAAAGAUGAUGAUGUACCAUUACCUAAUCGUAUAGAACAACAUAAAGCUAUAUUAGAAGAAGGUGUUUUAGAUCCAGAAUCAACAGUGCUAGCCAUAUUUCCAUCACCAAUGAUGUAUGCAGGUCCAACAGAGGUUCAGUGGCAUGCCAAAGCCAGAAUGUCCACAGGAGCAAACUUCUACAUAGUUGGUAGAGAUCCAGCAGGGAUGCCACAUCCAGAUGGUGGGAAAGAUCUAUUUGACCCAUCACAUGGAGCUAAGGUUUUGACAAUGGCGCCAGGUCUCACACAGUUAGAAAUAGUACCAUUCAGAGUUGCAGCUUACAACAUCAAACUCAAAUGUAUGGAUUUCUAUAAUCCCGAGAAGAAAGAAGAUUUUGAAUUUAUUUCUGGCACAAAAAUGAGAAAGUUAGCCAGGGAAGGUCAUAAUCCACCGGAUGGGUUUAUGGCACCAAAGGCGUGGAAGGUCCUUCAAGCGUAUUACCAGUCUUUGAACAACCAAUAACACUUAACUCUGAAUAAAAAUCUAUGUGAUAAUGGGAUAGACAAAUUGAGGGACCAUAUUUAUUCAAGAAGUUGUACUUCUUACAUUUACCUUUAAUGAAACAUGCUUCAAAUAUGUGUAUUAUAAAAAGAAAAAAAUCUUUUAGAAAUAUUUACAAUUUACGCAAUUUUUUUUAAUAGGGGUCUGAUCAGAAUUAUGUAAAGUAUAAUUAUUUAUAAAAAGUCUGCAUUAUUCACCUCUUUUCUCAAGUUUUUGCAAUUUUUUAUUUGCUAAAAAGUUUUUAAUUUUUUAUUCAAAUUUUUUGUGAAACUUUAACUUUUAAAUUCAAAAUUGAUUUUAUGCAAAAUAAGUGGUAUAUAUAUUAUCAACAUUUUUGUGUGCGGUAUAGUUUUGUGUAAUUACUAAUACACAAUGUCUUGCAGUUAUAUUUGAAUUAUUAUAAGAUUUAUUUUUAAAUCUUAUUUAGAUAUGAACAAUAUUUGUUUGAGGUUGUGCAGAUUUUCAAAUGCUUUUUUUCACAUCAAGAAUUUUACUGAAAACUUAUUAUUAAAUAUUUUUCAAUGUGAAAAUCAUCACUGCCAAGUAAAAGGCAAAAGGUAUGGACCAAUCUUCCUAGUUCUUUGUUUAUUCCAAUUGUGGUUGUCGGAUACCCUUUCUACAAAUAUGUUUUUUUGUCUUGUAACUUGCAUUAAUGAAGCAGUUUAGUUGUUAUAGUAUAUUUUAUCUUUAUUUAUUAUAAAUUUGUAUUGGCUAUUUAUAAAUCUGCUGCACAGAACUUUUAUGAAAUUUAUAUUUUACAUAUUUCUGAAUGCAAUGUUACUUGUAUCAAAAUUUUAAGUAUUUUUUAUUGAUUGUUAAGAGAGAAAAUAUAUUUUGUUUGAAUUUCAAAGAUUUUAGAUAUACAGUUGGGACCUAG
Molecule: messenger RNA, 2897 nt
Organism: Mytilus californianus (California mussel)
Lineage: Eukaryota; Metazoa; Mollusca; Bivalvia; Mytilida; Mytilidae
Product: bifunctional 3'-phosphoadenosine 5'-phosphosulfate synthase-like
Exons: 12
Coding region: 140-1981 (613 amino acids)
Biological process (GO): sulfate assimilation; 3'-phosphoadenosine 5'-phosphosulfate biosynthetic process
Molecular function (GO): adenylylsulfate kinase activity; ATP binding; sulfate adenylyltransferase (ATP) activity
Source: RefSeq, a predicted model, not a curated record